This is a messenger RNA of Aspergillus pseudonomiae, 1421 nucleotides long. RefSeq lists its product as uncharacterized. Lineage: Eukaryota; Fungi; Ascomycota; Eurotiomycetes; Eurotiales; Aspergillaceae. The record is from RefSeq and is a predicted model, not a curated record. The transcript has a single exon. Bases 527 to 1126 code for a protein of 199 amino acids.
CUGACCUAUCACAAUGGCCUCUUCUAUCAGGCUGACAGCCACCGGAUAAUAUACGGCGAGAAAGCCAUCUUGCAUCGUGUUGCCGCCUUGACCCAUUUCUAAUUUAGGACAUCCGGAGAUCUCCUAUCAUAAAUCACAUCAGCGAGGCGCACAAAGAGCAACCUUGAUUUGCCUGUCGCCCCGAUAACGGAUCGGCGUGUAUCCGCCGAAUCUAUUAAGCUCUACACUCUCCACGCAGUGUGCUAAAACCAGCUUCUGGAAUCUGCCCUCUCACAUUCUUAGCUGCCCGGUGAAUUGCUCUUGACAAGGAUCAAGCGUUUCUUGCAUUCGGGAUAGCAAUAAUUGGCAACCACGCACCACCAGACUAGCGCUUGUAAAAACAAGUCCACCGUUCGCACUCUUCAUCCCCUCUCACUAACACCCCCCCCUCUUUGGAAUUUACUUUGGUCGUUAGGCUCAAAAGCAGGUAUUUCACCUCAGUUGUAUCCUGUUUUGGAAGUGUAUAUCACUAGUGCAACUGCCCCCAAUGCCUAUCUUCCGCCAUCUGAGGUCGCGGCUCUCCUCGUCGUCAUCACCUGCAUCUGAAGCAAGAUCGGUGGACACCCACACCUCUUAUCCGACCGACGGAGAAUUUGUUACUGGUUCAACAACACGAAAGCCACGCAUACCCAACGCCGCCCAACCGACAAAAGAACACCAAGCACGACUGGAGCCCGUAUCUAGCUCGGCAUCCCAAGAGCCGUCGUUCUAUUGGCAAAACAUCGACCCGCCAGCGCCCUCUCACAGUUAUCAACGUCUGUCUUCUUACAAUAAUCGACUCUCAAGACGAUCGUCUAAGUGGAGGCCCAUGAUGCUCCCCAACAGCAAUACAGCUGCCAUGAAUAGCGCUCUUCCAGGCUACAACUCCGUGAGCGGCUCCGUCGUAGUGGACUGCAACGGGCUUCCCUACUUUCUGUCUCCUCAGGAGGAGAAGGAAAGGAACUCAAAGCUGCAGCGUGCCGUUCAAGAAAGAAUGAUGGGGCUAAGGCGAGAGACCGAAUUUGCUUGGUCGCAGCCAUGCCACGGUGCUACGCUACCACGAUACUCUCCGCCAAAAGAUACACAGUUACGCUCAUAUACGAAAUGAGAUCAGCGGAAAUAAUUCGAAACGUGGUACGUGCGCGACCAACGUGACACGCCAGUGGCCCUGAAACUGUAUACGUCUUCCUUAGUUUAGGGGGUAUCAGCGGCUGCCUUUUGAGAGUGCUCUCUACACAGUCAACGUGUGAACCAGGUGAAUCCAGUGGAAGGACUCCGGGAUGGUCUCAGAGCCAAUUAUGAUUUAUGACAAUGACGAUGGAAAUGCCAGCGGAACAGGGAAUUGAUUUUGAUAUUAAGCACAGCGUUUACUUUAUGAUAUGGCCAUAGAGCGCCUACCAAUU